AUGGUUAAGAACGUUCUUUUACUUGGUUCCGGAUUCGUUGCCAAACCAACAGUUGAUAUCUUGGCUAAGACCCCAGAUGUUAAGGUUACUGUUGCUUGUCGUACUUUAGAAAAGGCUAAGGCUCUUGCUGGUAAUGUAGCUGAUGCCAUCUCGUUAGAUGUUUCUGACGAAGCCGCAUUGGAUGCUGCUGUCGCCAAGGUUGAUGUUGUUAUCUCUUUGAUCCCAUACACCUACCACGCUACUGUCGUCAAGUCUGCUAUUAAGAACAAGGUCAAUGUCGUCACCACUUCUUACAUCAACCCUCAAUUGAGAGAAUUGGAACAACAGAUCAUCGACGCUGGAAUCACUGUUAUGAACGAAAUUGGUUUGGAUCCUGGUAUUGACCACUUGUACGCAGUCAAGACUUUCGAAGAAGUCCAUGCAAAGGGUGGUAAGAUCAAGUCCUUCUUGUCUUACUGUGGUGGUUUACCAGCCCCAGAAGCUUCCAACAACCCAUUGGGUUACAAGUUCUCUUGGUCCUCCAGAGGUGUUCUCUUGGCCUUGAGAAACCCAGCCCAAUACUGGAAGGAUGGUGAAAUUGCUCUGGUCAAGUCUGAAGACUUAAUGGCCACCGCCAAGCCAUACUUCAUCUACCCAGGAUUCGCCUUUGUUGCAUACCCUAACAGAGACUCUACUGCUUACAAGGAAAUCUACAACAUUCCUGAAGCUGAAACUGUUAUCAGAGGUACUUUGAGAUUCCAAGGUUUCCCAGAAUUCGUCAAGGUCUUGGUUGACAUCGGAUUCUUAAAGGAUGAAGAGUCUCCUAUCUUCAAGGAAUCCAUUCCAUGGAAGGAAGCCACUGCCAGUCUCGUGGGUGCUGCUUCUACUUCUGAAGAAGAUAUCUCCAAGGCUAUCGUUGAAAAGGCUACUUUCACUUCAGAAGAUGACAAGGCUAGAAUCUUGGCUGGUUUGAAAUGGUUCGGUUUGUUCUCUGACAAGAAGACCACCGCCAGAGGUAACGCUUUGGACACUCUCUGUGCCACUUUGGAAGAAUUGUGUCAAUACGAAGAAGGUGAACGUGACUUGGUCUGUUUACAACACAAGUUCGGUAUCGAAUGGGCCAACGGUGAAAAGGAAGUCAGAACCUCCACCUUGGUUGACUACGGUGAUCCAAAGGGUUACUCCUCCAUGGCUAAGUUGGUUGGUGUCCCAUGUGCCAUUGCUACCCAACAAGUUUUGGACGGUACCUUGUCUGGUCCAGGUUUAUUGGCUCCAAUGACUUCCAAGAUCAACGAUCCAAUCAUGAAGACCUUGAAGGAAGACUACGGUAUCUUCUUGGAAGAAAAGACUCUUUAA
This is a messenger RNA of Dujonia railenensis, 1335 nucleotides long. The record is from the annotation of a GenBank genome assembly. Lineage: Eukaryota; Fungi; Ascomycota; Pichiomycetes; Serinales; Debaryomycetaceae.